Syngnathus typhle (broad-nosed pipefish) is the source of this 1211-nucleotide messenger RNA. RefSeq names its product nuclear factor of activated T cells 2 interacting protein (gene nfatc2ip). The record is from RefSeq and is a predicted model, not a curated record. Gene Ontology annotation, biological process: positive regulation of transcription by RNA polymerase II; cytokine production. NCBI's taxonomy places the organism in Eukaryota, Metazoa, Chordata, Actinopteri, Syngnathiformes, Syngnathidae. Bases 145 to 1095 code for a protein of 316 amino acids. The transcript is spliced from 9 exons.
UAGCACCAGCUUCAAUGGGCAUUACUGGUUAGUUAUAUAUGAAAGGGGAAAAAAGAACGAAGUCUCGUUCACUGCAAAGAUUCGUUCUUUUUAAACGAAUCGUUCACUCACGAGCCAACACUAGUGUACGCGAUAAAACACAAGAUGGCGGAAUCACUCUCUGAUGAGGACUCGGCAGUGGCGGUCAAGCCGGCGCCCAAACGCCGUCGCAUCUUGGACUCUGCGACCAUUGUCCCCGUGCCCAUCUACUCUAAAAAGGUGAACAGCAGCCUGCUACUGAAGAUUCCAGUCUUGACGGAAUAUGAAAGACCAGACAACAGCGAUGUGGACAAACUGUGGUCGCCGACGGCGGGUCAGAAAGAGCUCAGUCUCACCAUCAGCGACUCUGAUGACGAACAGGAAGUAAAGGAAGAAAGUCCCUUGCCGUCUUCUCCCCCUUCCCCAGCAGACAUUCCCUUCCAGAAACGGUCGCGACAUUCAAAGAAAAAGAUAAACGAGGUGGACAGGAAGCUGCGUGCCGUGAACGCCGUCUUCUCCCCCAAUGGUGUAUCCACUAGGGGACGGCGACGUGACCUUCCACAGCAGGAUGCUGACGACGUGAUGAUCAUGACGGAGACUGGGCUGCAGUCAUGUGACCAACAGGUGCUGAAGGUGCGAUGUCGCACUGAUGUCUACAAGUUGCCCGUCACGACGAGCACAUCGGUGGGCCAGAUGCUGAAUCAGUUGGCGGACAUCUUGGGCGUGCCAGCCUUCCGCCUGCGGCUGCUGAGGGGGGAGGCGGAGCUUUCUUCCGAGGCCAAUGUGGGCGACUUGGGCCUGCACAUUGCUGACAUCUUGGAAUGCGUCGUCAUGGCGACGGAUGAGAGCCCGUUCAUCACGGUGCGUCUGCAGGGCAAUGACCGAGAUUCCACGCGGGAGUUCUCCGUGCACAAAGAGGCGGCGCUUGGCGGCAUUUUCUCGCAGUACGUGUCUGCGCUCCCCGACGCCACCAAGCAGAAAGUCAAGUUUCACUUUGACGGCUGCAAGGUGACAGAGGGACAGACGCCGGCGCAGCUGGACAUGGAGGACGGAGACAUCAUCGAGGUGUGGACGUGAUGCCGACACAAAAGCACUGCCACCUUCUUUUGUCAAUGCUGGGAAAACAAAAUCACUGUAUUUUUAAGAACAUUUUGUUUGUAUUCUGGAUGACAUUAAAGACAUUUUUUGGUUAA